This is a messenger RNA of Oppiella nova, 1029 nucleotides long. The record is from the annotation of a GenBank genome assembly. Lineage: Eukaryota; Metazoa; Arthropoda; Arachnida; Sarcoptiformes; Oppiidae.
GUGCGAAUGUGGGGCACGACUGAACACUAAAUGAAUGUCUGAUUCAGUUUCAUGAGUCGUUGAAUACAUUUCGUGAAUAUGUUGUCAAUUGAAUGACAAUCAAAGACAUCGCGACAACCAUUGCAUCCAAUAAUGAGUGAUAAUAGCGACACAUCUGACAAGAAGUGUGCUGAAAAUGAGAGACAAUGCUUUUGCAUAGACUUAAGUGAAGUGCAGCGAGACUUCAAACGAUUAAAAGUGGAGGAAUCGGACAAAGAGUCACCGAUUAGAUCCAAAUGUGAUAAUCAUAUGAACGCAAACACCAAUUACUUCGCACUCAAGUCGAGUCCAUAUUCACCGAAAAUGAGUUGCCACGAAAGGAGACAAUCGAUGAGUGGUUUGCGUCGACAAAGACCUCAUUCGUUGUCAUCGACUAAAGUGAGACAUAAUUCACACAAUGGUUUGGAUGUGAAGACAAACGCAUCCAAAGAGGACGAGUCUCUUCGUGUGUCUCAAGACAAGAGCAUUUGCAGUGAUUUCGCGGAUUUGAAACUCAAUUUGGCGGACAAAUGGCAACAAAACGAGAAGUAUUUGUAUUUCGCGAAACACUGUUCAGUUGAGAGCAAUGACUGGAGGGAUAGGUUUGCCGACAAUAAGGACAGUAAGGAGAAGAAGGCCACAAACAGUGACCACAAUAUCACGAGUAAAGUGAAGGCAAAUAAGGGCCGAAAGUUGCGGAUCAAAGAGCAGCACAAGUCAUGCGCCCGACAGGCCUUAUGUGACGCGAGUGUGAGUGCGAGUCAUCCCUCAUCGGACGCGUCUGUGGAGGAAUUGUCCGCUUAUUUCGAUGACACGCUAUAUCUGCCCCGAAAGAUGUCUUUUAUGGCGGAAUCCAUUUACUCAUAAAUUCUAUACUUUUCGCACAUUUCUCGUCAACUCUUUGUAACGUUUAUAACAUUCAUCUCUUUGUCUUCAUUACAAUUAACGUAUUUAUUGAUUUGGCCUUAAAAUUGAAAUUAGCGUUCAAUUGCAGACUAAAUAUUAUGCCAA